This is a messenger RNA of Plasmodium fragile, 1035 nucleotides long. RefSeq lists its product as uncharacterized. Bases 1 to 1035 code for a protein of 344 amino acids. The transcript is spliced from 5 exons. NCBI's taxonomy places the organism in Eukaryota, Apicomplexa, Aconoidasida, Haemosporida, Plasmodiidae. The record is from RefSeq and is a predicted model, not a curated record.
AUGAAGGACAAGAACCUGUUGAAUAACCCCUUGGAUGUAUACAAAAAAGAGGCAAACGAUGGGGACGAUGUGAAGGCGACAACGGAAGGCCAUGCCAAGGGGGACAAGAAAAAGGACGAAGAAAAUUUCCUCCAUGCUGAUUCGCUAAGUGAAAUUUCAAUCUCGACCGUGAGCAACAGCACAGGCAUCGACUCAGAUUUAUAUAUCCGUGUUGUCCGGAAAAUUAAAAAAGAAAAAAGGCAACGGAGACGAGAACGGGAAAGGGAGAGGAAGAGGAUCCGGAAGAGGAAACGGGGAAGCAGGACAAGGAGCAGAACGGGAAGCGCCGGUAGAAGUGGUAAGGAGGACCAACGACACCAACAGCACGCGCUGGUGGAUCAAAGUUACGAUCAUGAUGUGGGCACACAGAAGGAACACAAAGUAGGAGAAUGUGGAGAGCACGAGAAUGAUAUUAAGGAGGAUAUCACAACAAGGGACAAAAGGGAAGACAGAAAAGAAUACAGGAGGGAGCGCAAAGGCGUGAGCGAAAGGGACCAUAAAAGAGAGCACAAAAAUGACGACCAAUCAGAGGACAGGAAGAGGAGGAAGAAGAAAGAGUCCACACACGACAAUAGGUUCAAUGAAGACAAAAGGACGAAGAGGAAAAGGGUUUCCAAAGAAAGCUAUGAUAGCGACAGAAGGCACAGGAAGCAAAAGGACGCGGACAGGAAAAAAAAACACAAAAGGUCCAGAUCGAGGACAAACAGCUCUUACGAUGAACCCAUUCCCAAGGACCCCUUCAAUCCCCUGCUCCUUGCGUACGAAAAGAAGAAGAAUCAUAGACACAGGAAAAUUAGCGAUGAUGGAUCGAUCACGAGCGAUAGGUGGAGGCACGACAGAUAUGAAAGCUCAUCUGGUGAGGAAGCUGGUCCCAUUAGAGAAGCAAGGCCAAAUAAGCCUGACCCCAAAGCGGAUUUGCAAAACGUGAGGAAAAAUUUGUGGAAGUCUAAGGCAGGGGGCGUCUGUAUUCCUGAAAUAAGCGAAGAUGCAAACUGA